AUGUCUUUGGAGCCCAGGCCUUCUGUUCGGUCGGCUAGUGGAUACAGAAGAGUGAGUAUACAUCCAGACGAGGGUGAAAUGAGAAGUAUAGACGGUGUUGUCCACGUACACCCCCGAGGAGAGGAAGAUCCCGACUCGGAUCCAGAUCUUCGUAUAUCUCGACGUGUUACGGAAGACUUCCAGAGAAGAUGCGGGAACGCCAUACCGCCGCAAUGGAAACCCCAAAACCCUGAAGAGCUACAAACACAUUUCAGUACAAUGAAUAGGGAGACCCAGUCUCACUUAGCCCGACAGCACUCGGCAAAGAAGCAGUUUUUUCACCUACUCUGGAAGAUACUCUUGAGAUGGUUCGCUACUUUCGUACUUUCCGCAGGCAUGUUGGUCACAUUUUAUGAGUUUGAAAAGGUUAUGAUUUUGGACAAAUCCCAGAAAAGAUGGUUCAACGCUUUGUCCACAGGUCUAUAUUUAACACUGGGACUAAAUCUUGCCGGUUCAUUCAAAGGGAUGGCAACUAUCAUCCGAUGGAAGCUACUAUCAAGGAAGUCUCAUUCAUUAGAAGAAGUGGACUUUAUUCUAGGAAUAUCUAGUUUGAUAAAGGUUUUCCGUUUCGGCCUCCAUAGUUUGAAAGGCCGACCGCUGCGAGCGUUCCUUUGCUUCUUAUGGCUUCUCAUUAACUGUAUUGGGAGACUUUCUGUUGCUCUUACGGGGUUAACAUACAGCUAUGAUAGUGCCGACGCAUUUUUUUCUACUCCAGGACAAGUGGCCAUCAGUGACCUGUCGUACUUUUGGCCCUCGAAUGAUACAAGUGAGAAACCGGCACCAGGCGCCGAGUAUUCUACAGCUCAUGCUUGGGGCUUAUCUUCAAUAUUACUUGGUAAUUCAGAGGAAUCUCACUUUGGUGAAUUUGCUCAUGUUCUUGAAAAUCACGAUGGACAAUGGCGUUACUAUUUCCGGGAAUAUAGCCCAACUAACCAAGCCAUAUCACACAAAUCGGACCGGUAUAUUACGGUCUCUACGACUUGCAAUUAUUUUCCUGUGAUAAAGGGCCAAAAUGGCACUACAGAUUCUAUCACAUAUCGUAAUGGUACUGAAGAAAUAGAGCUUAAAGAUGUCGGGUAUCAUUCACGCGGCGUAACAACUUGGUUGAACCUACGAAGUGAUUUAUUGGGAAAUGCCGAAUGGUACUGUGGACCUAGAUGCGCUGCCAUGGCUGCUAUCCAAUAUCUUCCAUACGACCCCAACCUAGAUGCCGAUAUUGAGAAACGAGAUGAUGAUGACGAGGAUGACCAGAAUAGCGAUUCAAACGAAUACGGAUCCUAUUUCUCAUGUACAAUUGACAUUUCAGAAGUGCACAACGCCAAAAUUCCCGAACACCAUCUUCCAGAUCGAAUGGCAGUCAUCGCGGCAGGUGCGAUCGGUUCUCAAGGAUAUGCGAACGGAUACAAUACCUCAUGGGCUUCUGUUGGUUACUAUGAAGGGACAAUGUGGGGUGAACGUGUGGAAGGGGAUGCAGAACGUAUGGCUGAGUUAGGCGGCCAAUUUGCGUGCGGAGUAAUUGCAUCCCGUGAUCAAUUUGGGUCAUCGACCAUCAAAGCCCAGGGGAAUAAGCCUGCGAUUGGUGUGCUAUUGAAGAUUAAAUGGCCAGAAACGAUUGCGAUACUUGGGGGAAUUUUGCUGGCACAAUUAAUCAUGGGGUUGAUGGUCAUCUUAUGGUCAACUACGGUCAUCUGCAAGGCCGACUCUUAUCUAGCCACGGCAAGAUUACUUAGACCAAUUGUCGAACGUCUUGGACCAAAUGGUUGCUAUCUCACAGGCCAAGAAAUAUCCAGUACCUUUGAAGGCCGUGUGGUGUAUGGUGUUCGAGUGGAUCCAUCGGGUACGCGUCACCAUCUCGAUAUUGGUGAGGACAUCACUGUGAAGAAGCACUUUCCCGAGGGCUGGUACGACGGAGAGGAGGAUUCGAUGUAUCCGAAGAGUAGUACUUCCUGCCAGGAGACAAAAUCUUUAGAGAGAGCCGGAAUUGUACGAGACAAAACCAGCACCCCAAGGCUACGGAGACGCCGGAUCAUAAAGAAAACUCGACGUGGUACUGUCUUUGUUUAA
This is a messenger RNA of Morchella sextelata, 2103 nucleotides long. RefSeq lists its product as uncharacterized. Lineage: Eukaryota; Fungi; Ascomycota; Pezizomycetes; Pezizales; Morchellaceae. Bases 1 to 2103 code for a protein of 700 amino acids. The record is from RefSeq and is a predicted model, not a curated record. The transcript is spliced from 12 exons.